This is a messenger RNA of Erigeron canadensis, 1354 nucleotides long. RefSeq names its product probable E3 ubiquitin-protein ligase RHB1A. Gene Ontology annotation, molecular function: ubiquitin-protein transferase activity. NCBI's taxonomy places the organism in Eukaryota, Viridiplantae, Streptophyta, Magnoliopsida, Asterales, Asteraceae. The transcript is spliced from 5 exons. The record is from RefSeq and is a predicted model, not a curated record. Bases 232 to 876 code for a protein of 214 amino acids.
UAUACAUGCUCACUUUCUUUUUCUCUCUCUAAUUAGCUUUUGCUUUGCUCUUUCUUCAACUAAAAAAAGUACACACACAGCUCCCAUUUCCAUUCCAUUCCCUCUUCCCCACAACUUCAAUCUAUACAUACAACAAGUUGAGAGGUGGCUUCACUUUUGUUAGAAUACAGAAAGCAAUGAGGCCAUUAUCUGCUGGUUCAGUUGGAUAAAGAUUUUAUUAAGGAUAUAAAGAUGGGAGGUUGCUGCUGCUGCUUUUCUUCAAAAGGAGUAGAACUCAACAGCUCACCCCGAUUCUAUCAUUAUCCAAUAGCAUCAGAAGAGCGCCAACCUCUAUCGUCAAACAAUGGUGCAGCUUCUGUCCUUUCAACAGGGCUUUUAGUUGAUACAAAUCUUGAAACGUCUAUACCCGAUACCUACAGGCCUCCUCCUGCACCUAUACCAUAUGAUGUGAGUGCUGGACCUCCUCGGAGUCCAUUGAACAAUCGAGAACCUUCUGGAAUUAAACAAGAACUACCUGUUCCAACAAAUAAUGCCGUGUCUGUUGGAGAAAUAAGUGUUAAUGGCAGUGGUGAAACUGUCACUAAAGAAGCAAAGGGAUCUGAUUGCAAAGAGAUUACCAACAUUGAACUUGUUGAAACGAAAGAAACAGAAUCUGAGAUCGAGAAGUCUGGUGAACUCAAGAAGCCCAGUGGACCUAAUUUACCUCCUGAAGAGUGCCCCACAUGUCUUGAAGAAUAUGACGAAGACAACCCAAAAAUAGUCACAAAAUGCGAACAUCAUUUUCACUUGUCAUGCAUUCUUGAAUGGAUGGAGAGAAGUGAUACAUGUCCUGUGUGUGAUCAGGAAAUGAUAAUCAACUUCCCUGUUAAUGAUUAGCGUUGUGGAAUUAUGUGAUCAAGUGUCCAAGGUAAAGAAUGCACUGGGGGGUUGAAUUACUUCUCGGGUUUUCUAGUAGCAACCAUACUUUUGGGUUCUCUUCUCUUUUUUUUCCCCUCCUUUCUCCGAUGCUUCAUUUUCUUGUCCAUUCCAUUGGGAAAACAAAUAAAACCUUAAAAAAAAAUUAAAUAUCAAGGAGAAAAGUCUUAUGGAGAUUGACAAAACCAUAUCACUCAUUUACUUUUCCUUUAGCGGUGCUAUCUGCCCUCUGUUGGAGAUAUGUUGGAGCAUAUGGGAAGAUGGUUUGAUGAACAAAAAAUGUUAGAAAAUGAAUUAUUUUGUACAGGAGUCUGAGUCUUGAUGUUGGCCUUUAUACUUGUUUGUAGAAAGAGUUGUUAAUGUGCAGGGUUUGAAUUUUCAACAUGUUCUCAUCAUUUUAAUUUAUAGAUUUGUUUCAAGUCGCAAUGUUUUGACAAAA